UGAAUGAUUCUCCACUGUAGUUUUAUCAUACCUAGGCAUUCAUUAGUUUAAGACUUCCAUUCUCUUUGAGCAUGUGAUCUUUCAUGUUUCUUUAUAUCUUCUCUCCCUCCCAUUCUCACCUCUAAUAAGCAUAUCAAACAACAGACUGUCCAGCUCUCUGUGUGUGGUGGAGUGGAUUUUUCCAAUGGAAACAAAAAAAUAUUUUGCUGUAGGAUGUCUGUGCUGGGUUCUUUGCCUUUUUCCUGUUAUCUGCAAGCCAGAGUUAAAAACAGUUGGCCCAACUAUGCAACGCACGGCCUACCAUUUCCAACCUCCAAAAAACUGGAUGAAUGGUUGGUCUGCCUUUUAUAAUCUCUGUUCACAAAUUUCUGCUUUGCACUUUUGUUAAAAUGAUUGGAAAUAUAUUAUUUUUGUUUUAGUUUUUAAACUGUUUUGCAAACGAGUCACAGUUCUCUCUAGUCCAGAUUUUGUUAAGUCAUUACUUCAGGCUUUCAGAACUGAUUGGGAUUUUUCUGGUUUGAUUUUCACUGUCUGACAUCGGUUCAUGAAUUGGGGACAGAUCCAAAUGGGCCCCUGUUUUAUAAAGGAUUGUACCAUUUGUUUUACCAGUACAAUCCUCAAGGAGCUGUAUGGGGCAACAUUGUGUGGGGGCAUUCUGUGUCGAAGGAUCUUAUCAAUUGGAAGUCACUGGAUUUCGCAAUCAUUCCAAGUGAAUGGUAUGAUAUAAAGGGUUGCUGGUCUGGCUCUGCUACAUUAUUGUCUGCAGAAAAGCCUGUGAUUCUUUAUGCUGGAUGGGACAAUUCCUCUAGACAGGUCCAGAAUAUGGUUGUCCCUAAAGACCCAUCCGAUCCCUACUUAAAGGAAUGGGUGAAAAUCCCUGAAAAUCCCAUUAUUGUUCCAGAGAACGGAAUUAAUGCAAGCUCUUUCAGAGAUCCAACAACCGCCUGGCUUGGCAAAGAUGGGAAAUGGAGAAUUGUUGUGGGUAACAAAGAGGACCAACAUCAUAAUGGAAAAGCCCUCCUCUAUAUAAGCAAAGAUUUUGUUCACUGGACCAGAAAGAAGCACCCUCUCCAUUCCUCUAAAAAGACAGGAAUGUGGGAGUGCCCUGAUUUUUAUCCUGUUACUCCAUUGGGAAAACUUGGUCUGGAUACUUCUGCUACUGGGCCUCAGAUUAAACAUGUCCUGAAGGUAUCCCUUGAUGAUACAAGAUUCGAGUACUAUACAGUUGGAACUUACUUCACAGACAUUGAUCGGUAUGUUCCAGACAGUACAAGUGCAGACAAUAAAAAUGGACUGAGAUAUGAUUAUGGAAAAUUCUAUGCAUCCAAAACAUUUUUUGAUAGUCAUAAGAACAGAAGAAUCUUGUGGGGAUGGAUCAAUGAGUCGGACAGUGUACAGGAUGAUAUUGCAAAGGGCUGGUCUGGUGUUCAGGCCAUCCCAAGAGCAAUAUGGCUAGACAGCACCUCCAAAAGUCAGCUGAUACAGUGGCCGGUUUCAGAGUUGGAGUCCUUGCAUGCAAAUAAAGUCUACAAAGAAAACAUCAUUCUCAAAAGUGGAUCUGCCAUAGAGAUUGGAGGUGUGAAAGCUGCACAGGUUGAUGUAGAGGUUUCUUUCAAUCUCCCAAGUCUUACAGAUUUAGAGAAGAUGGAUGCCAAUUUAAAUGCUCAACAACUGUGCUCCAAUGAUGGAGCAGCUUCAAAGUCUAUGGUUGGUCCAUUUGGGCUACUGGUUCUGGCUUCUAAGAAUUUGGCUGAACAUACUGCCAUCUUCUUUAGGGUUGGCCUUCAUCAAAACAAAAUGAAAAUACUAAUGUGCAGUGAUCAGAGCAGAUCAUCUUUGAAAACAGAUGUUGAUAAAACAACAUAUGGAAGUUUUGUUUCUUUUUCCUUCAACAAAAAGAACGUCUCUCUAAGAGUACUGGUUGACCAUUCAAUUGUAGAGAGCUUUGGAGAAGGGGGAAAGACUUGCAUAACUGCCAGAGUUUAUCCUAAUGUAGCAAUUGGAGAAGAUGCUCAUCUUUACUUAUUUAACAAUGGUGUUUCUUCUGUCACAGCUAGUAAAUUGACAGCAUGGGAUAUGAAGCCUGCUCAACAACCUUAGCCAUGAAAUCAGGGUGUAUGGAUUAGAGGUUUGAAAAUAAGGGUUUUAACUCUGUAGCUCCAUUCAAGGUACACAAUCCAUGAAUCAAAGCUUUAUUUACACAUUA
Molecule: messenger RNA, 2206 nt
Organism: Cryptomeria japonica (Japanese cedar)
Lineage: Eukaryota; Viridiplantae; Streptophyta; Pinopsida; Cupressales; Cupressaceae
Product: beta-fructofuranosidase, insoluble isoenzyme 1
Exons: 6
Coding region: 823-2100 (425 amino acids)
Biological process (GO): carbohydrate metabolic process
Molecular function (GO): hydrolase activity, hydrolyzing O-glycosyl compounds
Source: RefSeq, a predicted model, not a curated record